AUGGGCCAGUUCAUGACGAUAAACCUGCCCAAGUUUACUGGUACCAAGGUAGAAGAGGAUCCACAAGAGCUUGUGGAUGAGAUAGAGAACAUAUUUAAGGUGAUGUAUGUAAAUGGGGUAGAGGGGGUUGAAUUAGCAGCUUACUAUCUUAAGGAUACAGUAGACCAAUUGUAUAAUGAGUGGGAAUAUUCAAAGAGUGAGCAUGCUGAGCAUACAGUUUGGGCCAAGUUCGAGAAAGUCUUUGUCAAUCGGUUCUUUCGUCUCGAGUUGAGGAUGGCCAAAGACGAAGAGUUUAAAAAUUUAAAGCAGGGAAAGAUAAGUGGACAGCCAGGCCAUAUUCAGAGAGAAUGUCCGGUAGCAAAGGGUAAUGUUGGUGGAGCCAAGUCAGAGGCUAAUUCUUCUGCACCACCACCGCCUCAGAAAGGUGCCACUUCAGCCGCUGGAAAAGGCUGCAACCGGUUGUACGCCUUAAAAAACCGCCAAGAGGUAGAGGCCUCACCGAAUAUAUUUACUGGUAUGUUGCAAAUCUUUUUUGGUGAUAUUUAUGUGUUACUUGAUCUCAGGUCUACCCUGUCAUAUAUGACCCCUUAUGUGGCUGUUGGUUUUGGGUUUAAACCCGAUGUGAUUGUUGAGGCCUUUUCUGUUUCCACUCUAGUGGGGGAUUAUGUGGUGGCUAUGAGGGUGUAUAGAAAUUGUGUGGUGACUAUUUGUGGCUGA
This is a messenger RNA of Capsicum annuum, 717 nucleotides long. RefSeq lists its product as uncharacterized. Lineage: Eukaryota; Viridiplantae; Streptophyta; Magnoliopsida; Solanales; Solanaceae. The transcript is spliced from 2 exons. Bases 1 to 717 code for a protein of 238 amino acids. The record is from RefSeq and is a predicted model, not a curated record.